Xyrauchen texanus (razorback sucker) is the source of this 1254-nucleotide messenger RNA. It is a transcript of the gene cd8b, whose product is annotated as cd8 beta. Gene Ontology annotation, biological process: regulation of immune response. Gene Ontology annotation, cellular component: cell surface. The record is from RefSeq and is a predicted model, not a curated record. Lineage: Eukaryota; Metazoa; Chordata; Actinopteri; Cypriniformes; Catostomidae. The transcript is spliced from 7 exons. Gene Ontology annotation, molecular function: MHC class I protein binding; coreceptor activity. The coding region runs from base 80 to 703 and encodes 207 amino acids.
CACAUGAACACAUGAACAGAAAGGAAAGCACACACACACACACACACAGGGUUCACUGCUCACAUUCGGAUGCUCAAGGAUGACCUUCUCUCGCAUGUGCAUGUAUCUGUUCGUUUGCACUGCAGCGGUUGUGCAGCCCUCCUUCGGAGCUACGCCGACGGUUUUAUACCCCAAAAUCAAUGGCACGGAAUCUCUGACCUGCGAGUGCCCGGACCAUUCUUGCCAGGUGGCUUUUUGGUACCGAUUCCUUGAGAAAAACAACAGUCUUCAAUUCCUCAUGUUUAUCAACAGUGCUGGCAGAGAAGAGCAUGGAGAAAACUUUAACAACACCCGUUUCAAAGGUUCUGUGUCAUCUGGACAGACGGUGUAUCACCUGCGUAUCACAGGUCUGCAGGAGGAUGAAGCCGGCCUCUAUUCCUGUGUGUUUAGAACUAAGAAUAAAAUGCCAGCUGGAUUUUACAUUAGGCCUGGAGUGAACCCUCCAACGCUUCUGCCACCAACAGUCAAGAUUGAGAAAACUGUGAAGACCUGUAGAUGUAAAAACUCCAUCUACUCUCCUAAAGGCUGUGAACAAUCUGUGCUUUGGCCUGGCAUUGGUUCUCUUCUUCUUUUGGCAAUUACUCUUGCAGGCACACUUUACUAUUUUAGUCGCCUACCCAAGAAGUGCAGACAUCGAUUCGCCAAGACAAACCAGUUGCGGUGAAGUAAAAAAAAACAGGCUCUUCAGCUCCAAACAAAAGUGGUCUUUCACUCUCAAAAUCAAUAUUUUCAAUGUUAUCCUGCUGACGUCUCUGUAAUUUCCACAGCUGGGUUUCACUAAAAUCAAAUGUAUUUGUUUUGCAACAGUGAUCUGUGAAUGAAGAUACAAGUUUAUAUUUACUCAUAGUUCAGUUUUUUGUCAGAAGUUAUUCAACCUUGAGUACAAUCCAUUGGAUUCAUUGUCUGACUUGACUAAAUUAAUAUAAAGCUGAUCCUACCAGCAGAAAUACCCCAAAAGUGCAUUCACUAUAAUCCUGUAUUUACCCCAAAUAUCCUGCAUUUAACCAGAUGUAUUUGUCUAUAGUUUUAUUGAAUUUGUAGUUUUAUGGUAUUAUGGUAUAGAAUAUUCCCAUAUUAACAAAUGCUCAGAACCAGCACAGCAUGCUGAAUUUGUAAUUAAAUGUACAGUUGUCUCUUUAAAGUAUGUCACAUUUAUUGCAUGUCCUAAUUUUACUGUAUGCCUUAAACUUUGUUUAUGCUCAAUAAAUUAUCUUA